Procambarus clarkii (red swamp crayfish) is the source of this 1306-nucleotide messenger RNA. RefSeq lists its product as uncharacterized. The record is from RefSeq and is a predicted model, not a curated record. Lineage: Eukaryota; Metazoa; Arthropoda; Malacostraca; Decapoda; Cambaridae.
CUGUGGACUCGGCAACUAAGGACGUGGCGUGCCGACAAGGGUCUGUUGCUUAGCGACUGCUGUCCGGAGAGGUCUUGUGCCGCUGUUCCGUUGGCCCCAACAUAGCGCCCCUUUCCUGACGGAAGGCUGCUGGUGUCUUGUCCAAGUAAAGCUUUGUGGCGCCGUGACGCAGGGACCAUCCUUGAGGAUGAGAGGGAUAGUGGCCAUGGUGGUGCUGGUGACCCUCCUGCAGGUCAACCAAGCGCUGGUAAUCACGAAAUUCGUUAAUUUAUUUCUACAAAAUUAUCUGAAUAAAAUAAGCGACCCGUGGGAGUUGAUGGAGCCGUUAUCUCUGGACCUCAACGUUGAUUAUAUGGCCGACAUGACCUUGACGAUGAACGAGCCGAAGGUGGAGGGCGUUACCACGUUCAACGCGUACAACUGCACCACGACGAACGUCGCAGACGGCAAGAUGGACAUCGUGUUGAACUUCGCCGCUCCGCAGCUGACGCUGUCCUCGGCCGCUUACAUCAUGAACGGCACUCUGGUCGACCACAUCAACUUGGAGGGACGAGGACCGGCCGAAAUCGUUAUCGAGAACUUGGAUAUCAAUAUAGAAGGAAAAGGCUUCAUCGACUACAGGGUCAGCAGCUUUUAUCUGAACUUCGAUAACGCUUCCCUUAAUCUGGAAAUGAGACGCUGGACGGUGAACUUCGAGGGCGUGAUGCCCGGGACGGACCUGGGCACGCUGUUCAACGAGUUCUUCAGCGCCCACGGCCAGGAGCUCCUCGACAUGCUCGAGAUCAGAAUCAGCAACGGCAAGUUAGUCGACUUUAUCAACGGCUUGUUCGAGCGGUCGACUUCCUCUCCUGUGCCUACAACCUCUUCUGGUGCCCCUUCUACUCCUGUGUCUACGGCCCCUUCUACUCCUGUGCCUACGGCCUCUUCUGGUGCCCCUUCUACUCCUGUGCCUACGGCCUCUACUGCUCCACCUACACCUACCGCCCCUGCCACCGAGGCGUUUAACGAGACAAUUCCAGCCACGGAAACUUCCCUGCCACCUGAGCCUUAAGACAAGUAAACAUCAGAGAGGAAGCAGCUUUACACGACCUAACACCACACUCACUCCAUACAUCUACCACCUACGGGGUAUACUCAUGCCCGUGUCACCUCUUGUGGUGGUUUAAUCUUCAUCAAUCAAUCAAUCGAGACAGUUGCCAGCGCUGGAAGAGCUCUGCAACAACACACAUACACACACUUGAGAUGCAGUUUGUCUUGCAUGUGCGACUGGCUGAUGAGAGGCGUGACAAAUAUACUUAUCUUAAAA